Molecule: messenger RNA, 4646 nt
Organism: Sardina pilchardus (European sardine)
Lineage: Eukaryota; Metazoa; Chordata; Actinopteri; Clupeiformes; Clupeidae
Gene: mtmr7b
Product: myotubularin related protein 7b
Exons: 14
Coding region: 1393-3357 (654 amino acids)
Biological process (GO): phosphatidylinositol dephosphorylation
Cellular component (GO): membrane; cytoplasm
Molecular function (GO): phosphatidylinositol-3,5-bisphosphate phosphatase activity; phosphatidylinositol-3-phosphate phosphatase activity
Source: RefSeq, a predicted model, not a curated record
AGCAGACAAAUGCAAUGAUUAACAGCAUACAGGCCUAACAUUCAGCAACCAAGUUUUUAAAGGGAGGAACAUUGAAAAUGUGCUGCCAUCUACUGUCAGAAGUAGGCCAUAGGCAGAGUUCAAAACCAAAUAAUGAUUUUCAUUGCAUGCCAAGGGUUCUGUCCAAUUAGCCAUUUUUACACUAAAAUAAUUACCAAAAUGUGUAAAAAAAAGAAAAAAAAUGAAAAUAAGAAAAAAAGAAAAAUAAAAAGAAAUGGAAAAUGAAUUAAAACGAGAUAGCCUAUAUACCAAAAUGAGCGCACAAUUUAGUGGCCAAGAUUUAGCCUAUAGUAAAAUCACUGCAUGAUUUAUUGAAAGGUUGUUGGCUCAAUUUAAUAAGCAGAAUGAAUGCCUAUUAUGGAGAGAACUACAUUAUCAUGAAGGUCCAAUUUUGUCCACAUCCCCUACACAACUUAAAAUCCGAGUAGCCUAUAUUCAUGGGUUUCAUCAGGUCCCUUUCCAAGUGUAUUAAUCAAGCUCCACGCAUUCUGCAUUACAAUGUAGUGUUUAAUAUUUUAUACAUCCGUGGAAAGGGUCCUGAUGAAACCCAUGAAUAGGUGGUGUUUCUACUACUGUGUUCAAGUAAAAUGUACAGCCUAGGCCUAGACCACCAUUUCGGGUUGCCUUGACGAACAAUAACAAAACUGUCACUCUAAUUAGGCUAUUCAUCCGAAUCAGCAAAUGCAAAUACGCAGAUGUUUCCGUUAUAGUAGUAGGCUAUAAUUGAAGUGACCACUAAAUAAAAUAAAGCAGGUGUAAACUAUAUUCCAAGUAGCCUUGCUUGCGCCACAGUAAAAGAGGUCCAUAAUGGGUUAGAAAAUAUAGGCUGAUUAACCUAUUAAUUUUAGCGAUGAAUGGCCUGCAGUAGGCUAGCCUACAUUGCCACCUAUUUACAACAAACAACAGGAUAAUUAAGCAACAUAUAAUAGCCUAGCAGGUUAUCUGGUGGUCUAUUAUGAUGUGUUUUUUUUUUCUUAUGGGUGCGUGUGGUUUGGAGGGCUAGGCCCACAUUGCCGACAGCAGCCCAAUUUUCAGAUCUAUCCCUACACCGGGAGAACAGGAUAGUCUGCGCAGGCGCUGCUCGGCAAAAUAAUAAUCUCCACGAAUACGAUACGUGUUGUUGUCAUCUGUGCCUGUACCGGAGGAGGACUGGUGGGUGCUAGGAAUCUCCAAACGGACCGCCUCGCGGAUAAUGAUGGCGAUGGCGAUGGCGUGGGCUACCUGCAGGACAGUCCAUCAGUAACAUCGUUGUGGACAUGUGCAUGCUUAUAUUUUGCUGAAAAGGGAUCGGGUGUCUUCUGAGAAGGUUAUACGAUUUUCCUCGGCGCACCAUUUUAGCUGUUGCGUUUGAAGAUGGAGCAUAUCAGGACGCCUAAGGUCGAAAACGUGAGAUUAAUCGACAGAGUGACCCCCCGGAAGUCAACUGUGGGGACACUGUAUCUGUCAUCCACGCACAGCAUCUUUGUUGAGAACACAGAGGCUCGCAAGGAGACAUGGGUGUUGCACAGUGUGAUCAGCAGUAUCGAGCGUCCCCUCACCAACCCCUCUGGCAGUCCCCUGAUCAUCCGCUGCAAGAACUUCCAGGUCUACCACUUCCUUAUCCCCCAGGAGAGGGACUGUGUGGAUGUGCAGGCCUCCCUGACACGUCUCUCCAGACCAGAGCGGUAUACUGAGCUGUCGUGCUUCUCCUAUCAUCCCAACGUGAACAAGGAUGAGCGCGAGGAGGCCUGGAGCUUCAUCGACCUGCGGGCUGAGUACGGGAGAAUGGGAAUACCCAGCAACCUCUGGUGCCUCACGCCUGCCAACAGCGAGUACAGGGUGUGUGACACCUACCCCUCUGACUUGUAUGUGCCAAAGUCGGCCACUCCGUCCAUCAUUGUGGGCAGUGCCAAGUUCAGGAGCCGAGGAAGAUUCCCUGUGCUGUCCUACUACCACCGGGAGAAUGGGGCCUCCAUUUGUCGCAGUAGUCAGCCGCUGUCCGGCUUCAGUGCUCGCUCCACAGAGGACGAACAGAUGAUCCAGUCCAUCAUGAAGUCCAACCCAGCCAGCGAGAUGAUGUAUGUGGUGGACACAAGGCCAAAGCUGAAUGCAAUGGCCAAUCGAGCUGCUGGAAAAGGAUAUGAGAAUGAAGACCACUACACCAAUAUUAAACUGCAGUUUAUCGGCAUUGAAAACAUCCACGUCAUGAGGAACAGCCAACAGAAAAUCGUCGACAUGGGAGAGUUCAGAUUGCCAUCCAUGGGAGACUUCCUCUGGGGCCUGGAGAACUCUGGUUGGCUCAAGCACAUCAAAGCUGUUCUGGAUGCAGGUGUCUUCAUAGCAAAGGCUGUAGCAGAAGAAGGGAUCAGUGUGUUAGUCCACUGCUCAGAUGGCUGGGAUCGAACAGCGCAGGCCUGCUCAGUUGCCAGUGUCCUUCUGGACCCUUACUACCGCACCCUGAAAGGAUUCAUGAUUCUAAUCGAAAAGGACUGGAUAUCAUUUGGACACAAGUUCUCUCACAGGUAUGCUCACCUGGAGGGUGACCCCAAGGAGGUGUCUCCAGUGAUCGACCAGUUCCUGGAGUGUGUGUGGCACCUGAUGGAGCAGUUCCCGUGCGCCUUCGAGUUCAACGAGCGCUUCCUGCUCCAGCUGCACAUGCACGUGCACUCCUGCCAGUACGGCAACUUCCUGGGCAACUGCCAAAAGGAGAGAAGGGACCUGAGGCUGCGUGAGCGAACCCACUCAGUGUGGCCCGUGCUGUGGGAGCAGCGGGCGGAGUUCCAGAACCCGCUGUACCGAGACGAGCCCAGCCAGGCUCAGGGGGUCCUGCGGCCCGUCACCACCCCCUACUGCUUCAAGUUCUGGAAGAGCAUGUACAACCGGGCAGAGCGGGCGGCGGCGCUGGUGGCGCGUCAGUCUGCGGCCGAGUGUCUGUCUGCGGUGCGCGAGGAGACGCAGCAGCUGGAGGAGGAGCUGACCACCCACCAGGAGAGAAUAGCCAUGCUGACGGGAAAGAGGGCGGAGGCUGUAGUGAGGACGACGAGCAGAGCCAGUGACUGGACCCCCCGGCGUGCCCCUCCGGCCUCAGACGCGGCGGGAGAGGGCGUGGCCCAAAGCCCUCAGGACUACUUCCCCUGCGUGGACUCGGGCCCGGAGAGGGAGCGCAAGACGCCGCCCGUAUCCCUGACCCUCGUCUCGGCCCUGGGUGCGGGCGAACCUGACGACCUCUCGGCCUGCAGCGACCUUGAGUCCGGUGUAGCCGACCUCAGCAGCCGCUCCUCCAGCGGCGGAGACGACAAGGACCCUGAUUUGUACGAGGCCGCCUACGCCACUGCCUGAGUACAAAUCCAGGCUCUCCAGAAAGGGAUGAGGGGGAAAUGUAGUGGGAGGUGGGAUGGGAAGGGACAGGAGGAGGUGACCGUUUAUCUGAACCCUGUAACCCCCUGAGCCGAGUUUUAGAAACUCUGUUUUUUUUAAUAUGAUUUGUGGACUGGAGGUUGUGGGCGGGAAUACACACUGUACGUGUUUCAGAGCACAAGCACUGCGGCACAGAGCUGCUCUGGGCCCACAUGAGACAAGUGAACAAAAUGUGGACAAAGAUUUAUUUCUCGAGUUAAAAUGUCUUAAGUUUGUUUACAGUUAAGGGAAACAACUAUUUAUUAUAUGUGCAAUACAUUGUGUUAAGCUAUGUUUUUAUCAUUUGAACAUUUUUACUGGAAUUGUGUUGGGUUUUUUUGUGCUGCUUUAAGCAGUGAACUUUGUUUUCAGACCAUUGACACUGGUUGUGGUUUUCCAUACGCAGCAUAGACCUUUUUCUAUUUUAUUUCUCAGGUUCACAAAGUCACUGUUAUUCAGAAUCUGUUGUCUCGGUAAUUAGCUAGAGAAGUUAAUCGUAAGAAUGUACUAACAUUCUAAUUAUAGCCUCGACAAAUAGGACACAUGUAGUCUGUUAGAACCUUCUGUUUUCAAUGAAUACGCUCAAGUCAGUGAAACUAGUCCAACUUAGGCUGUAAUUAAUUGAGACCAUUUUGCUGCCAAAAUACAUGAUACUCAUAAAUAUGUAACAGCACAGUACCUCAAACAUCGUUCCUCCAAAACUAAAUUGGAGCUUCUUAAGAGGUUUUAGUGUAGCCGAUAAAAGAAAUCUUGCUGAGAAGGGAAAUUAUGCUAGUCAGUUUGCAUCUUGGACCCAGUGUUAGAGUUUAGCCUUAACUCUUCCACCCUUGCCAACUGCUAGUCAUAGUCAUUUUGCUAUUCUUUUGCAAAAUUAUUCUAGAAAUACAUUUAUUCCUAAGGAUAGAUUGGGACAUCCACGUCUGGAACAACCACCGUUACAGGUUGGAGCAAACUAAAUAAGAGAAACUUUCAGUUUGCCGACAUUGUGAAAGGUGGUGUACUUCUCAUUUCUCUGUUUGUGAAUGUGUGUGUAUCUACUGUGUUUUAACUGUACUCGAGUGCUUUUCGCAUUUGUGACAAACUUUAAAGCUCCUUUUUCCAAAUCUGAAGAGCACCACAUUUCUCUCUCUCUAAAAAGGGAUCUCAUUCCACACUAUCCUCAUCAUACCUGGCUAUAUUUGAUGUCUGGUACACCCUGUUAUUCGUGCCCUUAGUAAUUAAAAUACCUGAUC